AAUGUCCUACAAGUGUGGUCAUGUAGAGUCAGUUGUUCAAAUUUCACUUUGAGAAGGCAAAUGUAUUUUUUCCACUCAAAAAAGCAGUGUAGUUUUCUCCAGUGUCUAAAGGAUUCUCCACCACAAAGUCAAAACUGAUGGAUUGCAACGGCAUGCUCAAAGACAACCCAAAAAGCAAGAACCCUUUCCACACCGCAGAUAAAGUCUCACCGGGAUGGUUGAAUGCAGGCAAUGAUCUCUUAUUGACUCAUUGAGACUGUGUUGGCACACGCAAAACGCAAUCGUUGCCCAGGAGCGGUGUAUGCACUGAAGAUUGGUGCGCUGGAUAUUGAAACAGGUCCUUGGAGUGGGCUGGCCAAGAAAGCAUGGCGUUCUUGCCUUGGUGGUGCAGAGUGGCAAGGAUGGCGUUGACUUCAGCUGUCAAAGCCUGCUGGUUAUAUAUAAAAUAAAAUGAGUUAUAUCGAUCCACUACAUUGACUUUGUUUUAUUUGUUGGGGGGAAAAAAUGAAUUUCAAAACAUGAAGACUUGCGAGAAGAGAUUAUUUUUCCAUGGUAGAGUAGUGAUUAAGAAGUCUGUGCAGUGAGCUGAGAGUUGGUAAUGUUAAGAAAUAUGCAACACUAGUUGCACCACACCAUAUUUGGGGGACGGAGAGGCCACACGUAUGAAUGGGGGUGGCCUGUCAAACGGGAAUGAGCCCUCAACACGUUUUAAAAAAAAAAAGAGCGAGAGAGAGAGAGAAAAGCAGAAGUGUCGGAUGUGUGCUGCAUCCUAAUACAGCCAGCGCGCAAAAGUUUGGUUUUCGGGCAGCUGUGUGGCUAUGGUCUGGGAGGCCCGUUAACGCCAUGAAUCCAGAGGAGCAAACGGUAACGUGGCUGAUAUCGUUAGGAGUGCUGAAUUCGCCGAAGAAAAAUAUUGCUGACCCAGAGGAGUUUUUGAAAUCGUCUCUGAAAGAUGGGGUCGUCUUGUGUAAACUCAUCGAACGCCUUGUACCCGGAACAACAUCAAAGUACUGCCUGGAUCCCAGAAACGAAGGGGACUGCAUUGGCAAUAUUCGAGAGUUUCUGAAAGGAUGUUCUGCGUUGAAAAUUGAGGGCUUUGAGCCAGAGGACCUGUACACGGGGGAGAACUUUGGCAAGGUCCUGUCCACACUCCUGGCAGUAAAUAUCGCCACCCAGGAUCGGGGCUCGGAGAGGUCAUGUCCGCAGCCUAGCGCCUCAUCCUCAGGCCAAUUCCCGUCUGCUAGCUCACAGUCCACCUCCAGGUCCAGAUCGCUCCGAAGACAGUCCAAGCCAGUAGUGGAGAUGUCGGAGAAUGGGGGCAGUGGCGGUGGUGGGGGUGGCACUAGUGCUACCAGCGGAGGAGGGGGAGGAAAUGUAGCCGGCCAGCUGGUGGUGAAGGCUCGCUUCAACUUCAAGCAGAACAACGAGGACGAGCUGUCCUUCAACAAGGGAGAAAUCAUCCAGGUCACCAGACAGGAGGAGGGUGGCUGGUGGGAGGGAAACCUCAAUGGCAAGACCGGCUGGUUCCCUAGCAACUACGUACGAGAGGUCAAACCAUGUGACAAACCAGUGUCCCCCAAGGCCAUCAAGGGAUUUGAUGUGCCCCAGCUGACCAAGAACUACUACAAUGUGGUGGUACAGGAUAUUGUGGAGCACGAGAGGGAGUUUGUGAAGGAGCUGCAGACGGUGCUGGGCUGCUACCUGAGGCCCCUGCAGGCCAGCGACAAGCUGUCCAGUGCAGACAGCGCGACUCUCGUGGGGAAUCUGGAGGACGUCCUGAGCUUCCAGCAAGGACUCUGCGUCGCUCUGGAGGAGUGCACCAAGAUGCCAGAGGGUCAGCAGCGGUUGGCUGGCUGCUACCUGAACCUGAUGUGUCAGCUCCGCACGCUCUACCUGUCCUACUGCUCCAGCCACCCCGCCGCCGUCACCGUGCUCACUGAUCACAGUGAGGAGCUGGACAAGUUCAUGGAGAGCCAGGGGGCCAGCAGCCCAGGCAUCCUGACCCUCACCACCAGCCUCAGCAAGCCCUUCAUGAGGCUGGACAAGUACCCCACCCUGCUGCAGGAGCUGGAGAGACACGUGGAGGAAGCCCAUCCUGACUACUGUGACAUCCUGAAAGCAAAUGCUGCCUUCAAGAACCUCGUGACUCAGUGUGGUGACCUGCGGAAGCGUAAGAACCUGGAGCUGCAGAUCCUGUCGGAGCCGGUGCGGGGCUGGGACGGGGACAGCAUGAAGUCACUGGGCACGGUGGCCUACAUGUCACAGGUGCAGGUGCUGACGGGAGCCAGCGAGGAUAAAGAGGAGCGCUACUUCAUGCUCUUCCCAAACCUGCUCAUCAUGCUGUCGGCCAGCCCACGCAUGAGCGGAUUCAUCUACCAGGGAAGACUUCCACUGACGGGCACAACGGUAACCAAGCAACCAGAGGACACAGACAAUGGCCUCUUCGCAUUUGAGAUCACAGGUGGGGGAGUGGAGCGCACCACAGUGUUCUGCAGUAGUCCCCUGGAGCUUCAGGAGUGGCUGGAGCACCUCUACGUCUUCGCCAAGGGAGGAAGCCCUGUGGGCACCAUCCUCAAGCCUGCGGAGGGGAAGCCCAUGAGCAUGGUGGGCUCCCCGGCGCACCAGGGCCACUUGGCCAGCAUGGGGACCCCCGUGUCCAGCCGCGGGGCCCUGGAGCCCCCUAAGGUCCCCAAGCCCUGGUCCCUCAGCUGCCUCCGGCCCGCACCGCCCCUCAAGCCCUCAGCCGCCCUGGGUUACAAGGAGAGGAUGUCUUAUAUCCUGAAGGACUCCAGCAAGAGCCCUCGGCCCAUGAAGAAGUUCCUCCCCAAGAGGCAGAAAGACAGGAAGCCCUCCGACAACGACAUCAACCAGCGGCAAAGCACAGUAGCUCUGGAGGAGGAUGCUCAGAUCCUGAAGGUGAUUGAGGCCUAUUGUACAGGAGUCAGCCUUCACCAAACCACCACAGUUGUGCGCAAGGAGAGCAUCCCGCAGGUCCUCCUGCCAGACGAGGAGAAGAUCAUCGUGGAGGAGAUGAGGAGUAACGGGCAGACUGUCCUCGAGGAGAAGAGUCUUGUUGAUGCAGUGUAUGCACUGAAAGACGAGGUCCAUGAACUGAAAAAGGAGAGCCGCUUGAUGAAGGCCCACCUGGAGGAGGAGCAGAAGCUGCGGAGGGAGCUGGAGAGGAUGGUGCGCAAGCUGGCCAAGAAGAACGACUGCGGCAGCGUCUGGGACGACAGCACAGCACACUGAGGAAUGUUACAACACGUACACGCGCUCGCACACACAAGCACAGUCAUCGUCAGCAUUUCGCAUUCAACCAGCGUGUGUGUGUGCGCGUGCGUGUG
Messenger RNA from Engraulis encrasicolus (European anchovy), 3344 nucleotides. It is a transcript of the gene arhgef6, whose product is annotated as Rac/Cdc42 guanine nucleotide exchange factor (GEF) 6. Gene Ontology annotation, biological process: lamellipodium assembly. The transcript is spliced from 25 exons. The record is from RefSeq and is a predicted model, not a curated record. Gene Ontology annotation, cellular component: cytoplasm; lamellipodium. NCBI's taxonomy places the organism in Eukaryota, Metazoa, Chordata, Actinopteri, Clupeiformes, Engraulidae. Gene Ontology annotation, molecular function: protein binding; guanyl-nucleotide exchange factor activity. Bases 667 to 3249 code for a protein of 860 amino acids.